AUGGUCAGGCAUAUUAUGCUAGCAUCACCAGACUUUGUAAAGGCAGCCCAAAAUCAUCGAGUUUACAAAAAUAUCAACCUAAGACCACUAGCAGCAAUAAGCAAGUACCAAGAUCUAAUGGUAAAAUGCAUUGCAAGUGGAAAUGUGGAGGCACACUAUAUCAAAGGAAUCCAGGAGUAUGUUCACAACAACAACACAAAAGAAGAGUUGGAACACUUGAAAAAGGCAGUAGAAGGUAAUUAUGCAAACAGUAUUUAUCUUUACGGGAUUGUGAAGUUAUGCAGGGGUGACACUAAGGAAGGCCAACAGUGGCUGGAUAAACUAGGCUGGAAAGAAAACAAAGCAAAGGGUGAUCAAUGUUGGAAAAUAACAAGAAGUCCUUACACAAAAUCAAUGUGCAAAAACUACAACGCUACUUCACUACAUUGA
This is a messenger RNA of Camelina sativa (false flax), 429 nucleotides long. Its product is annotated as F-box protein At2g35280-like. NCBI's taxonomy places the organism in Eukaryota, Viridiplantae, Streptophyta, Magnoliopsida, Brassicales, Brassicaceae. The record is from RefSeq and is a predicted model, not a curated record.